CAUAGUGAAAGUGAAAGUACUUUCAAGUAAAUAAGUGCCUGGAAACAAUAAUGAUCAUUAUGGGCCAUGCAUGUUCCAAAUGUUUCCAGAAAAGCAAUGGAAAUGCACAAAGCGAUAAUGAAGGAACUGCACAGUGCGAUGAUGAAGAAGAGGCUGCCCCAUUCAUACAGUUGGAGUUAAUUCGCGAGCUUCCGAAUUCUGUGGAGAUAGGAAGAACAAUUUUGAUUUCUCCUAAGCUCUUGGUAGUAAAAUUGAAGGAAGAUGUGUCAAAUAUAUUUUCCAUUCCUGUGGAGCACAUUUCACUCUACCACCAGGGUGAAGCUUACGUACUGCGUAACAAUGGAACCUUGCAGGAUCUUCACAUUAAAAAUGACGAUAAACUUAGGGUCAGGGAUACCAGACUCAAUUAUAACAACUGACAAGUGGAUCUGAAAGAAUUGUUUUGAUAAUGGGGUUAGAGGAGGGUGUAGUAUUCACAGUGAUCAUGAUUUUUUUAAAUUAUAGAAAUCCUGUCAGAAAACAAUCAUUAACCUCAAUUACAUCUAUUACUUUUUAAAGUGACAACUAUCAAAUUUACAAAGCAAUGUUUUGUUUUGGGCUUUAGUGUCUACACUUUAGAGGCAGCUUACAACAUACAAGGUCUGAUAUACUUUUAUAUAAUAUAUAUGUUUAAUUUAUGUCAGGGGUUAUGCAUAAAUGACAUAACGCUUUUUUUGAUGAUUUUUAAAGUGACAACUAUCAAAUAUACAAAGCAAUGUUUUGUUUUGAGCUUUAGUGUCUACCCUUUAGAGGCAGCUUACAACAUAAAAGGUCUGGUAUACUUUUAUAUAAUAUUAUAACAUUUAUGUCAAAUGUAAUGGUAUAUUUUUUAACUUUUAGAAACCAACACUUUUUGAAUUUAUGAUUGCAAUGGAUAAUGUUAAUGUAGGUAAAUGUUUAAAAAAAUAUAUAAACUGUUGUACUGCCUUAACAAUAAUGCUAAUAUGGUUUUUAAAUAAAAUCAUAAGGAAAAGCAUAAUUUCUUUUAUGUUCAUAUUACUCAUAUUUUAAUAUAAUAGUUUUACAAUACAAUAUAUUGUUUUUUUUAUAUGAACAGAUUUUAUACACAUUUUUCUAAAGUUUUUUAUUAUAUCAUGACGUGUUUAUUAUUUUAUCAUUCCAACUUACAUGGUAACAUACAUCUAUUUAAUGGAAGUGUGCAAGACUUCUUACAGUUACAAUUAUCAUAUUUAAGUAAUUAAAAUGUAGUUUUGUUUUUAAUUUUUGAUUACCUAAAAGUACAAGCAAAUAUUUAUUGAAUUUGAAUAGUUUUGAAUAUUUUUUUAAUUUUUUUAAGCAGCUAUGUCUGUGUCAUAAGCCAGGUUUAUAAAACACAAAUGUUUAAAUUUGCUAAAAAAAUACUUCAAUUUUGUAUUCCCAUUCCCCUUUGCUGAUAAUGAUAUGUUCUGUUAUUAUUAUUUCUUUGGUUAUCCCUCUUUACCCUUGAAUUACACACAGACUUAACCAAUUAUUAUAUAGAUCUAAGAUGUUUAUUAAGUUGAAAUAUUGAUGACCUGAGCUACCUCCCAUAAUUCCUGAUGGGAAAUGGGCAACUAAUCUUAGACCUCCUCAUCCCUCUGUCCCAAGCCUUGUUUGUUCCAUGACUGACCCCUGUGAAUUGGUUCUCAUAGCCGGUUUAUUUUUUGUAUAGCAUUUAUUUACAUGAUAGUUCCAUUUUAGUGCAGAUUUCAUUACAAUAGUUGGCAAGUUUAAACAGGGUGUGUCAUGUCCAGUUCGUAACUCUUCUACCUGAAUGGAUCUUAAACAUGACUUUCUGUCUUUACUUUGUGACACAUAGCACUCAGUUUACUUUUUGUUAUACUGAGGUUUGGUUUAGGUUUUAUGUCAACAAAGUAAAGGUUGUACAUACAUCUUGCUUGCUAAUCAUAUCAAAAAUAAAAGUUAAGAUUUUUUAAAUAUUUAAACUGUAAACAUAUUACAUGUAUGUAAUUGGUUCCUCAUUUUCUUUUUGAGCAUAAACAGGUCACCUAAUGUAGCAAUCAGUAUUUUAAUUAGUUGCGUUUAAAAAAAAAAAAUCAAAACUUAUUAAAAAUUGAGAAAAUGUUAAGUUAAUAUUUCUACACAUGGACCAAAGAAUGCUCUUGUUGAAUUUCUUAUUUUAUAUACAUUUUUAAAAAUUUACUCAAAUAUUAUUUUUAUUAAUUGUAAUAUGUUGAUUCUUUAUUUUAGGCAUUUUUUUUUAUACUUCUAAGAUAAUAUUGUUAAAAAAUUUUUUUAGAUCACAUCGAUAAGCAUUUUGCAAAGGUAGCUCAGUUUUUAUUAAAGAAAAUGGUUGUAAUUCUAUUGCACAAAAGUUUUAUGUAGCAUUUUUUGUUAAUCAAAUCACCUUUUUUAAUGUAACCACUGAAAAGGAUUUUGUUUGUAGCAGAUAAUAGUGAUGUAAACAUAUGUGAAUGAAAUUGGCUUAUCCUAAAAAUGUUUCCUGUGAUAUUAAAAUAGUUAAUUAUAAAUUAUAUAUUACUUCAUAUCCAGCUAAAAAAAAAAUUAAUUCUUCAAAGAUUUGUAAAUUAGCUUGAAGUAGUAUUAUCAGCUUGUUCAGUAAAGUAUAUUUUUUACAUUUAGCCUUGAAGAAAACUUUUAAAAUUUUCUCCUUGAUUGUUUAAUAAAUUAUGCUUUUUUAAAAUACAUAUAUACACAUAGCUAUACAUACAUAUUUAUCUUACUAUAUAUAUAUUUCAUAAUACAAAUGGAAUAAUUAACCCCUAUUUUUUAAUGCACCAGAAAUGAAUUUCCUUUAAAGCCAAACUUAGCCAAUAAAACCAAAGACUAAGUUUACCAUUGAAAACACAACUGUAUUAUAAUGCUUUAUUUCUUUUAGCUUUAGCAUAAAAUAAUUUUAUGAUAUAUUUUUUUGUCGUUUCUGUUAAUUUUAAUUAAAUUAACUUAUUAACUUUUUAUAAAGCGGGCUACCAAGAGAUUUUUGCAUCUUAUCAAAUACAGUUAAACAAGCUGAGUAUAAAAUUCUUGGCAUGGUUAAAUUUCUUUUUAAUGUGCAUGAUUAGUUUCUUAAGUUGAUGGGCCUGCUAAUUCACAUUCUAAUUAUCGGGAAACUGAAAUAAAUAAAUAAUAAGGAAUAGUUUUACCAAUACAAAAUUAUUUGACUUAGUGGAUGAUUGGAAUCAUGUGUGAAGAGGGGGUAGAAUAGGGCUGGGGUGAACAAAGUAUGUUAAAUUCUUAUUAACAUAAUUUUACAAGUGAUGAUUUUAAUUACAAAAUAGUUUGAAAAGUGUUUUUGGUAUUUUUGUAGCAUUUUGUGGUAUAUUGUAAUGUAAAACUUCAAAGUCACAUGAAGUAUUAACUAAUCAGAUAUUUAACAUUGUACUAGUUAAAACAGUAUUGGUAUAUAAUUUAAGCACACUUUUUACAUUGUAAUUUUGUCGUUAAAAAUAAUUAUACACAGUGAGAUUAUUAUUCUUAAUUUGCAUUUUGGAAGUAGUGUUAGAAUGAUAUACUACUGUAAGUAGCAAUAUUUGGCACAAAUUACUCCAUUUAAAUAUUUAUUGUUGAAUUUAAAAAAAAAAUGUUUUAAAAUUUUGUCCCAAUUUUUAACUAGUUUUCAUGAUUGAGAUUACUCAUUCAAAGUCACAUAUUUAUUGACUCUAUUGCUUCUUAUUUGUACAUUUAUUACAUUUUUGCAAUUACUUACCUGUUGUUUUUUGGUUUUUGUCAACUCUUUUUAUUACAUUAUGCAAUUUUUAUUUUUAGAUGUAUUUUUAUUUUUUUUUAUUUUAUGGCUAUUGACUGCCCUGUUGUAUAUAGUCUAUAGUAACUUCUAAAAAAAUUGCAACUUCUCAAUAGACGGUAUAUUUUAUAAAACAAGAAAUUGUAACUUCUCAAUAGAUAAUGUUACAUUUUAUAAAACAAGAAAUUGUAACUUCUCAAUAGAUGAUAUUACCAUUAAUGAAACAAAAAAUUAUAACUUCUUAAUAGAUGAUAUUACAUUUAAUGAAACAAAAAAAUUGUAACUUCUCAAUAGAUGAUUUAGUGAAAUAAACUUUUUAGAAUGAUGAACGAAGGUGUGGUGAAGACUUAGUUCUCCAGACUGCAACAGGAUGUUGCAUGCAACAUUUCUCACAGCCAUGCUGCCAUCUCAACGUGCCAUUAUUGACAUAAGACUUUUUCUUUCCCCCAUACAGAGAGCAUUACUCCACGUGGUUCUGAACCCUCUACCAUCUUGAAUACAAGUACAACAUUUGUGUUGACCAGCAUGCACAUAACAAUUUCAGCCUAUAAUUUUCUAUAGCAGGUCUCUCUCUCUCCCUCUCUCUUUCUUUUUCUCUCUCAUGACUCUCAUAGUGUCUUUACCAGCUUUCAUUCAUUAGCCAAGCUGAAUAGGUUUAGAAGUCAAGCAUUUCUCUCAGACAUGUUACCAGCUGCUGUAUGUAUCUGCCAGCUUUUUUACUUCCCCCCUCAGUGCAUCGCACCACCUGGUUUGGACAUAAGGGGAAGUUCAGUCAAGGGAUAACCUAAGCUCUCAUGCUAGACAUAAGGGGCAGUUAAGUCAGGGGAUGACCUAAGCUCUCAUGCUAGACAUAAGGGGCAGUUAAGUCAGGGGAUGACCUAAGCUCUCAUGCUAGACAUAAGGGGCAGUUAAAUCAGGGGAUGACCUAAGCUCUCAUGCUAGACAUAAGGGGCAGUUAAAUCAGGGGAUGACCUAAGCUCUCAUGCUAGACAUAAGGGGCAGUUCAGUCAGGGGAUGACCUAAGCUCUCAUGCUAGACAUAAGGGACAGUUAAGUCAGGGGAUGACCUAAGCUCUCAUGCUAGACUUAAGGGGCAGUUAAAUCAGGGGAUGACCUAAGCUCUCAUGCUAGACAUAAAGGGCAGUUCAGUCAGGGGAUGACCUAAGCUCUCAUGCUAGACAUAAGGGGCAGUUAAGUCAGGGGAUGACCUAAGCUCUCCAGCUAUUUCCUCAGAUUAGAUAGAUUUGUCUACCUUCUUUUUUUGUGUCUGAUUAUUGCCAAAUUGUUAAAUUAUGUUUUUUUAAAUUAUUUUUUUGAAUUAAAAUAUUUAAAUAUAAAAAAAGGUAGUCUGUUUAACAAGCUAGUUGUUCAGUCAUGAAAACUUAACCGUAACAGUUUUUUAAACAUUGUAAUUUUUCUGUGACAAUGUUGUGUAGUAUGCCGCCAUCUAUAUCUAUGAAAAGCAGUGAUGGGUUGACUUCACAUGAUCUGCUAGCAACACCAAAGCUAUUAAAAAUAAAACUUAUUUAUAUAACAUAUUUUUUAUUCAGUUUUUUAUUCCAUGGUAUAAUCUGGUUCACAAUUACAUUCUUUUGUAUGUGUCAGUGCACAAUUUAUAUGUGGAAAAAUAA
Physella acuta is the source of this 5372-nucleotide messenger RNA. RefSeq lists its product as uncharacterized. NCBI's taxonomy places the organism in Eukaryota, Metazoa, Mollusca, Gastropoda, Physidae. The record is from RefSeq and is a predicted model, not a curated record.